AUGACCGAGGCGGACAGGUCGCCGUUCUCGGCGCCGAACACACUGGACAGUGGGCUAAGUCGGAGCGAUCAGGAAGAUGUGGCUGGCACGAGCGCUCGAGAGUGGAAGACGCUCUUCGCUCCUAUGCAGUCCAACGCCGGUCCAUCGUCUUCUGCGGCCACUCGCGCGAGCAUCAAGCGCGCCAACACAACCGAAUCGUCCGUAUCGAUUCGUCAGCAGCAAGUGCGCGGACGCGGGGGGCCACCACGAGGUCGAGGCGGACGUACGCAGGCUUCACGCCGGCUUCUGGACGCCUCGGAUGCGGCUGCAUCGUCGCCGCCGUCGUCUCCGACUGACCCUGUCUCGCGCAUUCGUCACAAGAUCGUCACCACCCCUCUGCCGCCGGACUCGGUGCUGACGCCGACGGGCACGACGUACCGCAGUGUGGUGUGGAAGCUGCUGCUGGAUAUCCGCGAUCUGGACGUGGCCGAAUACCUCUCGCUCGUAGCCAAGGGCAAGUCGCCAUCGCACGACAAGAUCCGCAACGACACCUUCCGCACGCUCGCCACCGACCAGGGUUUCAAGGAACGCGUCAAGGAAGAGAAGCUCAUCCGGCUGCUCGACGCGUUUGUGUGGAAGCACAAUCGCUCCGACGACAGCGCCGAUGAGGCCGAUGCAGACGCAGACGUGUACGAGUUCAGCUACGUGCAGGGCAUGAACGUGCUCGCUGCACCGUUCCUGUACACGCUCGAGAGCGAGGUCGAGGCAUUCCGAUGCUUCAGUCGCUUCAUCGAAUACUGUUGCCCGCUUUAUGUCCAACCAACCCUCUCUGGCGUCCAUCGUGGACUUCAGCUAUUGGACCGGUGUCUAGAGUUGCUGGAUGCGCCGCUAUACCAUCACUUGCGCGGCAAGAAUCUGUCGGCAGAGAUCUACGCUUUUCCGUCGGUGAUGACGCUGUGUGCAUGCACGCCGCCUCUUCCCGAGGUGCUGCAAUUGUGGGACUUUCUGCUUGCCUUUGGUGUGCAUUUCAACGUGCUAUGCAUCGUUGCACAGCUGCACAUCAUGCGUGCCGACCUGCUCGAAUCCGCCAGCCCCAUGAAGCUCCUUCGCAACCUUCCCCCGCUCGACGCACGCAAGAUCAUCAAUGUCACCGUCACCCUAGCCCGCGACAUCCCCGCAGACCUUUUCCAAGAUCUCGUCAAACAUCCGUACCACCCGGACAGCGUCGCUGCUUUCACCUGA
This is a messenger RNA of Moesziomyces antarcticus, 1221 nucleotides long. Its product is annotated as rab domain-containing cell division control protein. The transcript is spliced from 2 exons. Gene Ontology annotation, molecular function: GTPase activator activity. NCBI's taxonomy places the organism in Eukaryota, Fungi, Basidiomycota, Ustilaginomycetes, Ustilaginales, Ustilaginaceae. Gene Ontology annotation, biological process: activation of GTPase activity. The record is from RefSeq and is a predicted model, not a curated record. The coding region runs from base 1 to 1221 and encodes 406 amino acids.